AUGAGGCCGCCCUCAUUCUAUGCCCCGACAACAGCCUCGGCGCUCCUCCUCCUCCUCACAACCGCACUAACGCCCACGCCCACGCACGCGCUUACCGCCACGGCCAUAACGCAGCCGACACUCAACCUCGAUGGACUCGGUCGCGUUGGCAUCGCCGGUGACUUCAGCGGACUCUCGAUCGUCGAAUACGCCGGGCAGUCUGAGACCUCGCCCUUCGCCAAUGGCACUCAGAGCCUGCUGUCGCGGCUGCCCAACGGCGUGUUCACGACGCUCGCGUCGUCAGACGCGCAGAUCCAGGCGCUGUGCGUGCACGAGCUUGCCGACGGCACCGUGAAGGGCAUCUUUGUGGGCGGGAACUUUACGGGGCUGGGGAAUGUUGCGGCGAGCGGCGUGGCGCUGUGGAGUCCGGAGGAUGGGAGUGUGAUGGCGCUGGCGGGGCUAGCGGGGAAGGUGCAUGCGCUGCUGUGCGAUAGGGAGAAGGGGACGGUGUAUGUAGGCGGGGAUUUUAAGGCGAAUGAGAGUAAUAGUAGUAAUGCGAUCUCGUGGGUGGAUGGGAAGGGGUGGACGGACUUGCCGUUUGAUGGGUUUAAUGGGCCCGUGAAGUCGAUUACGGCGACGGCGAAUGGGACGGUGGUGUUUGGGGGGAGCUUUACGAGCUUGGGGAAUGCGUCGAGUCCGUUGGUGAGGCAUGCGCAGACGGUUAAUUUGGUGUCGACGAAUAUCACGGCGACGCAGACGACGGAUUUGGCGGGGUUUAAUGAUCCCUCAAGUAUUGUGUGCUCGGAGGGUACGAGCAAUCAGUGGUUGACGCGGGAUGGGCAACUGGGGUCUUGGACGGCUGGGUUCAAGUUUGAAUUCAAGCCAACAAAGUUGAAGCUGAGGAAUGCCGAUCAUGAGGGCCGGGGAACCAAGAUAUUUAGGUUCACUGCAUUCCCACUAGCUGGUAUCAUGAAUCUCACAUAUACCGACUCUUCCACCAACGAGACCAAGUUUUGUGAUGCGUGGUGUGAAUUGGGUGAAGGAGCUACUCAGGAAUAUUUCUUCGUAAAUGAUGUCAAUAUGAAUGCAAUUCGAAUCGAUAUCUUCGAGUACUAUGGUGCUGGAGGAGGUCUUGCUGGAAUUGAGCUAUUUCAGGAUGACAUCUUCGCGUUUGCAUCGACUGAGCUAAAUGAGCCGACGUGCGCUUCAAGUUCUGCUGAUGCCAGGUCAACCUCCACUGCCACAGGCCCAUGGACGGCGAUUGAUAAUGACGCAGUUGAUUCUGAAUACUUAUCAGUAAAUCUCGACGCAACUGAGCUUUCGACAGCAAGGGUGGUCUUCGAACCCCACAUUCAACAAUCGGGCGAUACCCGUGGACAAAUCAAUGUAACGGGCACGUAUACAGCAGAUGGGACUGCCGAAAGCCCUGUGAUUUUGUUUCAGACGAACGACUAUGACAAAUACGAUACUGUGUAUCGGGGCAGAGUUGACGCCUCUGAGAGCGGCUUCCGACCUAGUGUUACUCUCACCCCGGCCUCGUCUCAGUCCUUUUCAACUGUGAAUAUUGUGGCCCAAAAGGUCCAAUUCCAGUUGUGGAACAACAUGACGAGCAGUGGCAGUGGUACCACUAGCACUGAGAGUACGGGGACAACAGACCUGAACGGCCUUUACGAGUUUGAUCCCACACAGACUGGCACGCCCACCGCGUCGGAUAUUGCAAGCUCCGUUGUCAACUCUGCUGGGCGUGGCCUGGGUCCUAGCGCUACGGUCAUUGCCAUGACUGCGAAAGACGAUAUCACCUAUGUCGCGGGUAAUUUCAGCGCAGACGAUGGGAGCUUCUUGUACUUCUUCUCGAUUGGCCCUGAUGGGCCCAUCACACCAUCGAAGGGGGGAUUGAACGGCACUGUUUAUUCCAUGCUUCUUGCGGAUGAUAUUUUAUACGUCGGAGGAAACUUUCAAAACACCAACACCGAGUCAACCGACGGCGUUGGUUUCGUUGUGGGGUAUGAUACCACUAACAAUGAGUGGGUGACCCUAGGCGCUGGCGUGAACGGCCGUGUCAUGGAUAUCGUGGCCCUCAGUGUGAAUGUGAGCUCUGGGACACAAGAAGCUAUCGCUAUCAGUGGUGAUUUUAAUAGAAUUGAAGCAAGCGGGAGCUCUGCUGCUUUGGACGUCGACGGCUUUGCUGUCUGGGUGCCUUCUCAGAACCAGUGGUUGGAAUUGAUGGACGGAGACAGAAUUGCCAUUCAGGGGGUUCUGUCUGCCUCUGUUUCAAUUCCUAACGAUAGCGUCUUAUAUGCUGGGUCUAUCUCCUCGCAGAGCUUGGAAGCAUUUGGAGCUGUUACCAUCACUGACACAGAUCCAAACACGCUUCAGCCGCUCCCAAUGAUAAUUCAGGAAACAUCGAGCUCCAGUCUAAGACGGCGUACAGUGGUCUCUGCCGAUUACCAGGGCGUAGUUACAGGUGCUUUCUAUAAUGAAGGAAGUGCAAAUCUGACGAUCCUGGGAGGUCAUUUUACUGCAGAGGCAACAGCUGGUGGUACGGUUAGCAACCUGGCGGUCAUCAAUGGCGCCUCCAAUGAUUCGGUGACUGGGUUCGGAACCGAAAUCAACAACUCGAGCGUAGUCAUGACGCUUGCAAAGGUUGACGCUCUUCUAUUUGUUGGCGGCUCGAUAGAAGGCACAGUUGGUUCUACUGAUGUUAAGGGAGUGGUCGUUUGGGACAUGUCUACCAAUGCGCUUGCCAGUGAACAACCCGUUGGCCUGGAAGGCGAUGCCGUUGCGGUAUACUCAAUCAAUAGGCGUCCAAAUACCCAGGAGAUCUUUGUUGGUGGAGCUUUCAGCUCAGCUGGCUCUCUCCCUUGUCCUAGCUUGUGCGUCUUCGACAAUUCUGCCAAACAAUGGACCAAUAUUGGGGGUGAUGUGAACGGUACUGUUAAUAUUAUACUUUGGCUGGAUAAUGAUAGCCUCCUCGUUGGGGGUGACAUGACGCUUAACAACACCGCUACUUAUCUGGCGGUUUAUAGCGCAAAGUCGAGUGCCUGGGAGGCCUUUACGGGUGAUAUUUCGAACAUCCCCGGACCGGUGCAGAGUAUCGCGUUUGACUCGUCAGCGAAGGAUUCGUUCUUUAUCUCAGGAGUUACGGUAUCGGACGGAUCUGCGUACUUGAUGAAGUAUGGUAACAACAACGAUAACAAGUUUAUUACCGUGGAUGGAUUGGGUGAUGGCUCGACAAUCAGAAAUGUCCAAGUUCUCGAACUCAGCACAGAACAUGCCAGCACCGACUCCCUAAGUUCAAGUCAGUCACUUCUCGUCAUGGGAUCGCUGGAUCUUCCCUCUUUCGGCAAUGCCUCUGCGGCCCUAUACAACGGCAGCAACUGGACGCCAUUCCUUUUGGCCUCUAAGGAGAAUGGUGAACGAGGUUCUGUGGCAUCUCUAUUUUCAGAGAAUGAACAAAACUUUAAUUCUGGCCGCAAAAAACUCGCAAGGGGAUUCGUAAUCCUAAUAUCACUAGCGAUUGCGCUAGGUCUUGUGUUUUUGAUAGUUGUUUUGGGCGUUCUGUCAUCUUACCUUAGACGACGACGAGAGGGAUACUCACCCGCACCUACACGGGCAUCUCCAGUAGAACAAUCGAUGCAGAUGCAAUCAAGGCUUUCACCAGCUGCCCUGUUUGGCAGUAUCGGACAGAAUUCAGCAGGGUCACCAGGAUCAAGACCAAUGUUGACGUAG
Messenger RNA from Morchella importuna, 3708 nucleotides. RefSeq lists its product as uncharacterized. The transcript has 5 exons. Gene Ontology annotation, cellular component: plasma membrane of growing cell tip. Gene Ontology annotation, molecular function: protein binding. Gene Ontology annotation, biological process: positive regulation of establishment of bipolar cell polarity regulating cell shape. Lineage: Eukaryota; Fungi; Ascomycota; Pezizomycetes; Pezizales; Morchellaceae. The coding region runs from base 1 to 3708 and encodes 1235 amino acids. The record is from RefSeq and is a predicted model, not a curated record.